This is a messenger RNA of Penicillium brevicompactum, 1449 nucleotides long. Its product is annotated as MFS general substrate transporter. NCBI's taxonomy places the organism in Eukaryota, Fungi, Ascomycota, Eurotiomycetes, Eurotiales, Aspergillaceae. Gene Ontology annotation, molecular function: transmembrane transporter activity. Gene Ontology annotation, biological process: transmembrane transport. Bases 1 to 1449 code for a protein of 482 amino acids. The transcript is spliced from 6 exons. Gene Ontology annotation, cellular component: membrane. The record is from RefSeq and is a predicted model, not a curated record.
AUGGCAGAAGUCAAUUCAAAGACUUCCUCACUUCAUGUCGAGUCUUCCAAGCCCCUCAAUGAAGAGAAUCAUCUAUUUGAGGGACUCUCUGAUGAGGAAACACGCUUAAUAGAGAAAAAAUUGGUCCGCAAAAUCGACCUUCAUUUGAUCUCAGCAUUGUUUCUAUUGUUUAUUUUCAACAUCCUGGAUCGUUCUAAUAUUGCCAAUGCCCGACUAGGAGGAAUGCAGGAGGACCUCGGCCUUUCUGAUACCCAGUAUCAAACUGCUGUAGCUAUCAUGUUUGUGGGAUAUCUUUUGGGCCAAGUCCCAAGCAACAUCAUCCUGACCCGACUCAAAUCCUCACGUUACAUCCCAUCCGCUAUCUUCGUAUGGGGAGGAAUCUCGCUAUGCACAGCAGCAACCAAGAACUUCACUGGAAUCAUGUGUGUGCGAGUUUUUCUUGGAUUCGCGGAAUCACCUUUCUUCCCUGGGGCAUUGCUCUUGAUAUCCUCAUGGUACAAACCAUCUGAAAUUGCGGUUCGUGUGGCGAUUGUGUAUUGUGGAAAUACUGUCGCCAAUGGAUUUGGUGGACUGCUGGCAGCGGGUAUUAUGAGUGGAUUGGGUGGUAAGGGCGGGCUUGAAGGUUGGAGAUGGCUAUUCAUCAUCGAGGGUGCCGGUACGAUGGUUGCUGGAGUUCUUGCAGUGGCUCUGUUGCCGGACUUCCCUCGAUCUGGCAAACAAAAAUGGCUCACUGAGCAAGAACAACGUCUAGCAGAGUGGCGUCUUGCACGUGCUGCAAAUGAUGAAGUAGACGAGAAUGGCUCCGUGAAGGAAGCUCUCCGAGACGCUUUCAUUGACCACAAAGCCUGGAUUCUGAUUCUCAUUCAAGUCUGCCAGCUCUCAUCUCAGACCUGGACAUACUUUUUCCCAACGAUUGCCAAGACUCUGGGUUACAGCGAUAAUGUCACGCUGCUGAUCAUUGCACCGGUCUAUAUUUUCGGCUUCAUCACAGCGCUCGGCAAUUCCCUCAUCGCUACGAAAACUGACCAUCGAGCGAUCUUAAUUGUGUGGCCCCUCUGCGUGGAUAUUGUUGGCAAUGUGAUGGUCAUCUCAUCUCGCCUCACCGCCGUGCGAUACGUCGGAAUGUUCUUGAUGUGCGCGGGUUCAUACUCGGCUUUUAAUGUGGUUCAGGCCUGGAUCGCCAGUACAAUUCCUCGCACCCGAACAAAGCGUGCCAUUGUGUACGCACUUGUGAACUUGUUCGGCAAUUCUUCCAAUAUUUAUGGGUCAUACUUCUUCCCAACCUCGGACUCUCCUCAAUACCGACCUGGAGGAAUUACAUUGUCCGCAUUCGCUGCAGGUGGUAUCGUGUUGUCGCUUGUCCUGGCUGGAUAUCUUCAUGUGUUGAAUGUGAAAGCCAAGAAAGCAGAAGAAGAAGAUGGUCAAUCUCGAUAUAAAUAUAUUUGGUAA